GUUGCUUCUAACGUUACAAUAGAAAAUUGUAUAGAGAAAGUAAUAUCGCGGCAGAAAACAUGUUUCGAUCCACCGUGCUGUGCAUACUCUUCGUUACUGUCGUCUUUGUUCUUGAAAGAGAAACCAUGGCACAAGGAUCUUACAAGUGCAGCGAGAACUCAACGUUUAAUCCUUGCGGAACAUUGUGUGAACCAUCUUGUGGAAAUCCUUACCCCGAUACCGUGCUCUGUUCAUUAAUCCCAUGCGUCCCAGCCUUUGGCGGCUGCCGUUGCAACGAUGGAUACGUGAGAGACAGUAACACCACGCAAUGUAUAACGUUCAAUCAAUGCCCACCACCGUAAACCCAUGCAUAUUCAAAUAUCAGUUCCAAAUAUUUUUAAUCUUGUCUUUAAAUAUUCUUAUGCACCUAUGUAACAAUAUAUGAUAUUCUUCAAGCAAUUAUACCAAGCAUAUUCAUUAUCCAAAAAAUCUUUCCAUCGACAAUAUUGUCCCCAAUUUGCAAAAUACUAGUUGACAAAAAAUAGCUUCGAGUUCGUUUUAUUGUAUAUACAAGUAAGUAAAUUUGUUAGUAAAAUUCAGAAUUUCAAGUUAGAGCAUACAAGUUUCUACCAGAACGAUGAUUAAUUAGUUACCGUUCGUGUUCCAACACCUUGCAUAAAUAUUUCAAGCCAGCGAAUUUUACGGCAUGUUAUUGCCAGGCGUUAUCUUCAAAGAUACAGCUUGUACAAAACGCACGCAAAUUUGUACAGAAAAAAGGAGUAUAAAAAUGGGCGAUUUUAGCCAGUUCGGCAUCAGAAACGAAAAGUACCAAUUUCAACAGUCAACAUGUCUCGUUUCGCAAUUUUCGUGCUCCUCGCUACCGUGCUCGUCGUUCUUCAAACGCAAGUGAACGGCCAAGACGUGCCACCGUGUCCAGAGAACGAGGAAUUCACGCUCUGCGGAAGAGCCUGCGAGUCGACUUGCAGCGAUCCUAAAAGGAGCAUGAUGUGUCUUGGAUGCGCACACGGUGAUCCCACGUGCAAGUGUAAGGAUGGCUACGUCAGGAAAGGUGACGCGUGUGUAUCCCCUGAUCAAUGCUGAAUACUAAACGACAUUGUUCCCUUCAAACGAAUUGUUUUUAUGUAACUAGAUAAAGAACGUUCUUUCAAUGUA
Ceratina calcarata is the source of this 1152-nucleotide messenger RNA. RefSeq names its product chymotrypsin inhibitor-like. The transcript has 5 exons. The coding region runs from base 826 to 1080 and encodes 84 amino acids. NCBI's taxonomy places the organism in Eukaryota, Metazoa, Arthropoda, Insecta, Hymenoptera, Apidae. The record is from RefSeq and is a predicted model, not a curated record.